GAAAAUAGAUGUUAUUAAAAUAUAUUUAACUUAUGCCCUGCUAGAAAAUAUUCUUGGAUUGCGCCUCGGACCAUAUUAAUAAUGAGUUUGUAAAGUGUGCAACUGUGGUUAUGACAUGGGUUCUUUCAACUCCCUUGAUCUGAUAAUGAUCUUAAUCGUUGCCACUGCAUUUCUUCUUGGUGCUAAUGGCAACAAGCUAACUCCACUUCACUACUCCCAAACAUGUCCUCAAGCAUUGUCCAUUGUCAAGGGCGAAGUAGCUGCAGCUAUAGAAAGCGAAACACGAAUCGGUGCUUCCUUACUCCGACUUCAUUUCCAUGACUGUUUUGUCAAUGGCUGUGAUGGAUCUAUUUUGCUAGAUGAUACGGCCAACUUUGUGGGAGAAAAAACAGCAGCUCCCAACAACAACUCGGUCAGAGGGUACGAAGUGGUCGACCACAUUAAGGCCAAGCUUGAGAAAGCCUGCCCGGGAGUAGUGUCAUGUGCUGAUAUACUAGCCAUUGCUGCUCGUGAUUCUGUUGUUCAUCUAGGAGGUCCUUCCUGGAAAGUUAAGUUGGGAAGAAGAGACUCAACCACUGCCAGUAGGAGCCUUGCAAACACAUCUAUUCCCUCACCAAUCUCUAACAUAAGUCGUCUUAUAUCAAGUUUCUCUUCACAAGGGCUUUCCUUAAAGAACUUGGUAGCUCUCUCAGGUUCUCACACCAUUGGUAUGGCUAAAUGCACAUCAUUCAGGGCACGCAUCUACAACGACACAAACACCAUCGAAGCCUCUUUCGCCAAGUCAUUCCAGAGAAAGUGUCCAGCAAAUGGGAAUAACGGUGACAACCUUGCUGAACUUGAUCACCAAACUCCAACUCAUUUUGAUAACCUUUACUUCAAGAACUUGCUGAAAAAGAAGGGUCUUCUACAUUCAGAUCAAGCUCUCUUCAAUGGGACUUCUUCUGUUGAUUCUCUGGUUAAAAGAUACGCAAACAACAACGAGGCAUUUUUCAAGGCCUUCGCUAUGGGUAUGAUCAAAAUGGGAAACAUAAGUCCUCUUACGGGAAACAAAGGCCAAGUCAGAGUUAAUUGCAGAAAAGUCAACUAGAGGAAGAUGUUAUAGUUUAAAAUGUAUUUCCUUUUAUAAGUUCAAAUAAAGAGUCAGUGAAAGGUUAUGUAAGAAUGUUCAAUCAAAUGCAUAUUGUGUGUAACGUUUGCAGUACUACAAAAUUAGCUUUUCCGAAUGAAAACUGUUAAAAAAAGUUAAGCGGAGAUUUUUGUUAAAAAAAGUUAAGAGGAGAUUUUUCCCAACAAUUUAGAACCGAAGCAAAGAUAUACCCUUGGGAAAAAUAAAUGCCAACCAUUAUAAAUGUUGGGAAUACUUACUUAAUAUCCCAUGUUUGAUUUAGUAUAUAAAAAAAGAAUUCUUUUUUUUUUUCUU
Messenger RNA from Cannabis sativa, 1420 nucleotides. RefSeq names its product peroxidase P7. Bases 116 to 1087 code for a protein of 323 amino acids. The transcript has 5 exons. NCBI's taxonomy places the organism in Eukaryota, Viridiplantae, Streptophyta, Magnoliopsida, Rosales, Cannabaceae. Gene Ontology annotation, biological process: response to oxidative stress; hydrogen peroxide catabolic process. Gene Ontology annotation, molecular function: heme binding; peroxidase activity. The record is from RefSeq and is a predicted model, not a curated record.